CCCCUCCCCGCCACCCACACACUCCCGCUUCUGCCCCGCGCACUCUUACUAUUUUGCUAUCUUCUCAAACAUUACACGCGUCUCCUCUUCAGUCAGAGGCCGCAUUUUCCCGCUGAGUUGGAACGCCGGGAUCCUCGUGCCUCAGUUACCGGAAACGGAAGAUCAGCCGCCAGCCGCUCCUUGGCAACCUCAAAGCCUGCCUCUCUAGCUGCUUUCCAGUCGUUCCCCACGCUAGCGCCCCGUAACCUGGACGACUAUCGGAGAAAGAAAGUGGGCCUGAUGAGAAACCAUAGAGACCGGAAGUGCGCCCCGGCUGCUUUGGGUUCUACGGAGUCAGCGCCCUCGCUGAGCGGGAGGGGAAGUGACGCUGCUGCUGAGAAGAUGGCGGCGACGGCGACUCUCCCACGCUCGACUACGGUCUCGACUACGGCCUCGGCCACGGCGACGGCCACCGCGGCUGCUCUCGGGGAGGUGGAGGAUGAAGGGCUCCUGGCGUUGCUGUUUCGGGACCGCUUCCCGGAGGCCCAGUGGCGGGAGCGGCCCGACGUGGGCCGCUACCUCCGGGAGUUGAGCGGCUCGGGGCUGGAGCGGCUGCGGCGCGAGCCCGACCGCCUGGCCGAGGAGCGAGCGCAGCUGCUGCAGCAGACGCGCGACUUGGCCUUCGCCAACUACAAGACCUUCAUCCGCGGCGCCGAGUGCACCGAGCGCAUCCACCGCCUCUUUGGCGACGUGGAGGAGUCACUUGGCCGCCUGCUCGACCGCUUGCCCAGCUUCCAACAGAGCUGCAGGAAUUUUGUGAAAGAGGCUGAGGAGAUCAGCUCCAAUCGCCGAAUGAACACCCUGACUCUAAACCGGCACACGGAAAUCCUGGAAAUCCUGGAGAUCCCUCAGCUCAUGGACACCUGUGUCCGGAACAGCUAUUAUGAAGAGGCCCUGGAGCUUGCAGCCUACGUACGCCGACUGGAAAGGAAAUACUCCUCCAUCCCUGUCAUCCAGGGCAUCGUGAACGAAGUGCGCCAGUCCACGCAGCUGAUGCUGAGCCAGCUGAUCCAACAACUGAGGACCAACAUCCAGCUCCCUGCCUGCCUCCGUGUCAUUGGCUUCUUACGGCAAAUGGAUGUCUUCACCGAGGCUGAGUUGAGGGUCAAGUUUCUUCAGGCCCGAGAUGCUUGGCUCCGUUCUAUCCUGACUGCCAUCCCCAGUGAUGAUCCCUAUUUCCACAUCACGAAAACCAUCGAGGCCUGCCGUGUCCAUCUGUUCGAUAUUAUCACCCAGUACCGUGCCAUCUUCUCAGACGAGGACCCGUUGCUGCCCCCUGCCAUGGGCGAGCACACCGUGAAUGAGAGUGCCAUCUUCCAUGGCUGGGUGCUGCAGAAAGUCUCACAAUUCCUGCAGGUACUGGAGACAGACCUUAACCGAGGGAUAGGCAGCCGUCUGGACUCUCUGCUGGGCCAGUGCAUGUACUUUGGGCUGUCUUUCAGCCGGGUAGGGGCUGAUUUCCGGGGUCAGUUGGCUCCUGUUUUCCAGCGAGUGGCUUUCGGCACUUUCCAGAAAGCAAUUCAGGAAACGGUCGAGAAGUUCCAGGAUGAAAUGAACUCCUACACCCUCAUCUCAGCUCCAGCCAUCCUGAGCAGCAGUAACCUGCCUGCUGCUGUUCCAGUCACUCAGCCGGGGACCCUGCAGCCACCCAUGGUGCUCUUAGACUUCCCACCCCUUGCCUGCUUCCUCAACAAUAUUCUGGUCACCUUCAAUGAUUUGCGCCUCUGCUGCCCCAUGGCCCUGGCGCCGGAUGUGACUGCGGCCCUGGAGGAUGCCCUUGCCAAGGUAACAAAAGUAAUCUUGGCCUUCCAUCGUGCCGAAGAGGCUGCCUUCAGCAGUGCAGAGCAAGAGCUCUUCGUCCAGUUCUGCACUGUCUUCCUGGAAGACCUCGUUCCUUAUUUAAAUCGCUGUCUCCAAGUCCUUUUUCCUCCAGCUCAGAUGGCACAGACCUUAGGCAUUCCACCCACUCAGCUCUCCAAGUACGGAAACCUGGGGCAUGUGAACGUCAGCGUCGUCCAGGAGCCUCUGGCCUUUAUCCUGCCGAAGAGAGAGAUGGCCUUCUGUCUAGACGACAAGGCGCUAGUCCCCGAGCUCACAGCUCCAGCACCAGAACCCCCCGCCGAGGGGCCAAGGAUGGACCCCGGAGGAGAGCAGGUGGUGUGGCAGGCCAGUGGGUGGGCAGCCCGCAUCAUCCAGCAUGAGAUGGACCACUUGCAGGGCUGCCUGUUCAUUGACAAAAUGGACAGCAAGACAUUUACAAACAUCCACUGGAUGGAGGUGAAUGACUAAAGCUUUCCUGCUGCAUCUGAGGACCCUGAAAACCAAGACGCAAACACUUCGGCUUUAAGCUGGGCAUGUCUUACCUGGCAUCGACUUGGUAUUGGCUCUGCUCCGACAGAAAACAAUGGCCUGUCAAAGCAUGCCUUCCUGAGUUGGAGGAAGAUGUUAAUGUUUGCCCUGAAAUGAGCUAUGGACAAUGUAUUGCCUUCAACUUGAGAAGAAAAAUAACUCCCCUGAAGGAGUGGACAUUUCCUGGCAAUUUUGUAUGGAGAUAAAGACAGGGCGGAAGCAAGUAAAUAGCCACUCUCAGUAGACAUGAUUUCAGAAAAGCUGUAUCAUCUGUUCCCAAAGCCAAGAUUAGAUAAUAAUGUAGUCCCAAAACACCUGAAAGCUGUGCUUAAAACUGCGGAUUAAAGCUGUGGCUGAUCGUCUUCACCAA
This is a messenger RNA of Balaenoptera ricei (Rice's whale), 2758 nucleotides long. RefSeq names its product component of oligomeric golgi complex 8 (gene COG8). The transcript is spliced from 7 exons. Gene Ontology annotation, biological process: intra-Golgi vesicle-mediated transport. Gene Ontology annotation, cellular component: COG complex. NCBI's taxonomy places the organism in Eukaryota, Metazoa, Chordata, Mammalia, Artiodactyla, Balaenopteridae. The record is from RefSeq and is a predicted model, not a curated record. Gene Ontology annotation, molecular function: peptide deformylase activity. The coding region runs from base 280 to 2328 and encodes 682 amino acids.